AAUUCGCUUUUUAUGACUUAUGAGAAGUAUAAGCUUAUUAUUUCUUAGUCCCAUCAGUUUGAAUGCCAAAAAUUUCCUCGAGUAAAAUUGUUUCUGCUGUUAGGACUUUGGUGGGUUUGUUUAAGGACCCAAUCCUUAAAGAAACGUUAAACCCUCUUUUGAGAUGUUAAAAGACGACUUUGAAUGAUUCAGUUUGAUGCUUAUUAUAAUGUUCCACCUUUCUUUUGGUUACCCCUCUCUCUCUUUGGACAAUGAAGCUCGGUUCAACUUCAAGCCAUGGUUGGAGGUGAAAGCAAGCCAUCUUCAUGUAGCGCGCUUGCAUACCUUAAAACCGUGAAGUAUACAUUUCGGUAUCAAUGUGAAAAAUAUGACGAAUUUCUCGAGAUCCUGACGGAUUAUAGUUGCCGGAGAGUGGAUUUUUUAGGUGUCAUAAGAAGGUUAAAAGAACUCUUCAAAGGACACCAAGAGUUACUAGUGGGUUUCAAUACCUUCAUGCCAAAGGGUUUAAAGAUGACACUCGAACCUGAGGAUGGACAACAUCCACCAAAGCCAUCCGUUAAUUUUAUGGACGCAAUUAAAUUUGUUAGCAAGGUUAAGAGGAGGUUUCAAGAAGAUGAUCGUCCAUACAGAUCACUUAUAGACAUUGUAAAAAGCUACAGAAAGGAGGAAAAGUCCUCGACCGAGGUCUACUAUGAGGUUUCUAUCUUAUUUCGGGAUCAUAAGGAUUUGCUUGCGGAGUUUACUCAUUUUAUGCCUGAUGCUAAAUCAGAUAGUGACUCGUCUGAUUCUGUUACAAGCCCAAAUUCGUGGUGA
Camelina sativa (false flax) is the source of this 813-nucleotide messenger RNA. Its product is annotated as paired amphipathic helix protein Sin3-like 4. Gene Ontology annotation, biological process: negative regulation of transcription by RNA polymerase II. Gene Ontology annotation, cellular component: chromatin; histone deacetylase complex. The record is from RefSeq and is a predicted model, not a curated record. Gene Ontology annotation, molecular function: transcription corepressor activity. NCBI's taxonomy places the organism in Eukaryota, Viridiplantae, Streptophyta, Magnoliopsida, Brassicales, Brassicaceae.